CUUUCCCUGAAUCUGUUCGUCAUGGACUUGCCUGAUAUUUAUUUAUACUCUAGAAGAGCUACUGAGCACAUCUCCAGAAAAUGAAUGCCUGUCCGAAGAUAAUCCGAAAACGUGUUUUCACCAAGGAUUUGGAAGAUGGAGAAAUUAUGGAAGGAACUGGGACUGAGUCCCUUGUAAGAGAAUUUAAUGAUGGUUUCGAUGAGGAGCUCAUGGGCGAUGCAGAAGAUCGUGCGCGAUUGCUGCACCUCAACGAGUUCGAGCGCGAGCAGGAGUUGUAUCAGCGAUCCCUGCGGCGCGAGGAUCUCCAACGUAAGUUUGACAUCCAGUCGCAGCUCAAUAAGGACCGCGUGUCCGAGAAUUCGGAGAUCAAGGAGCGAUCACAGACGAGGCGGCAGAUCUUGGAUCACCAGAGAGCAGGCAACAAGCGAUCGAGUGCAUUCGAGCGAUUGGUGGCAGAGCGGAACAGCAAGCUUGGCAAGGACCAGGGCUCGGAGGAGGACACAGUAAAGACGGGAGGCAAAAAGGACUCCCAGACCCAGCAAAUAAAGAAGGUCAAAUUGAAAGCCACUGACAUAUACUCGGACGAUUCAUCCAGCAGCAGUAGUAGUAGCAGCGAGGAAAACACUCCGAUUCAGCCGGCAAGCAAGGACCAAGUCCCAGUGACCACUAGGGAGCAGUUGAGUCGAGCCAUUUUAACUCGGAAUCAGCUGGAGAGCUUUCUGGAUAGGCCCAACUUCGAGCAGACCAUUGUGGGCUGCUACGUGCGCAUCAAUGUGAGUGUCCAGACUGACCGCUCGAACCGUAUCUACCAGAUUUUGGGUCUGCGGGAAGCAAAAGAGGAAUAUAAACUGGGCAGAAAGCGGACUAAACAAGUCCUGCGUUUAAGAUUCGGCGCCCAGGAACAGUACUCCCUAAUGGACGUGGUCUCUAAUCAGGGCAUUACCAAUCAGGAGUUCGCUCUGUGGGUUGCAGUGUAUCAGCGUGACAUGCAGACCUUGCCCCUUCUUGCCGACAUCGCCAAGAAGCAGUUAGACGUGGAAAGGGCAUCCGAGUACUCCUUCACCGAAGGUGAGGUAGAACAGCUCCUCCAAACUAAAAUGCAGGCGGGGCAGAUGCAAGUGAGGGCCGCUUACAGAAAGAUCCGUCUGUUCAUGGAGCGAGAUAGGGCAAUCGAAUUGAACGAUUUGGAACUAGUCAAAGGUCUAGAGAAGCAGAUUCAGGAGAUCGACGAGAAUCCCAGGGCCCAAGGCGAGAAUACCCAAGAGCAGCGGACUCAGGUCGUCAGUUCACCCAGUGCCCCUGCGCCCACCAUACACCGACAUGUGCCCUUGACGACACCAGUCUCCAAAAGGUCAUUUCCGGAUCCCGCACCCAAUUCGGCGGAAUUCGAACUGGAGCAGUAUAUGCGCCGGAAAUACAAGAAGAGUGCAGUGGUGAGCCGCUGUCGAGUGGAAGUGGAAGCGGAGGAUUGGGAAGAGGUUGCUCCGGUCCCUUCUUCUGAGACAGUCAAGGAGGUGGAGGAAAUCCCAGGACUUGAUCUGUACGAGUUGCACAAUUUUAAAGUGGCAAUAGACACCAGAGCAAUGGUUCCCUUGAAUUUGAUUUUUAAGGAUGUCAAGUUUGGCAGCUCUUGAAUCAAUAGUCACUUUGAUAAAACGUGAUUACUGAACCCAUUCAAAGUGAUUAUGAAUUUUAUACGAUAAUAAAAACUA
This is a messenger RNA of Drosophila kikkawai, 1712 nucleotides long. It is a transcript of the gene tplus3b, whose product is annotated as testis-specific Plus3 domain b. NCBI's taxonomy places the organism in Eukaryota, Metazoa, Arthropoda, Insecta, Diptera, Drosophilidae. Gene Ontology annotation, cellular component: Cdc73/Paf1 complex. The record is from RefSeq and is a predicted model, not a curated record. Gene Ontology annotation, molecular function: DNA binding; RNA polymerase II C-terminal domain phosphoserine binding.